This is a messenger RNA of Telopea speciosissima, 2591 nucleotides long. RefSeq names its product putative disease resistance protein At5g47280. The record is from RefSeq and is a predicted model, not a curated record. The transcript has 5 exons. Gene Ontology annotation, biological process: defense response to fungus. Bases 89 to 2530 code for a protein of 813 amino acids. Gene Ontology annotation, molecular function: ADP binding. NCBI's taxonomy places the organism in Eukaryota, Viridiplantae, Streptophyta, Magnoliopsida, Proteales, Proteaceae.
AGCUGUUAUGGGUCAUGAGCUUCCAUUUUAACUUGAAAAAAAAUAUAUGGCUUUAAAACCCCCAAACUCUGGGCUUUAGGUAUCCAAGAUGGCUUCGCAAACUGCAAUAGGAAUUCUUCUGGGUGCUCCAGCGCAAGAGUUGCUGAGAUUCAUCAUAGUUAACAUGAAUAAGGCCAUUCAUUUCAAAACUUAUCUUGAAAAGCUUCAAUUAACUCUCGAAAGCAUCACACCUGUGAUCAAUGAAGUGCGUCGUUUGAAUGCUGUGUUAACAGAUCGCCCUAGAUCAGAUAUCGAAAGAUUGAAGGCAGAGUUAGAGAAUGGGAAAGAGCUUGUAAUAAAGUGUUGGACCGUCCCAUCUUGGAACUACUUCAAGAGGUUAAGGUAUUCGAAGAAAAUCCUCAAAUUUGAUAAGAAUUUACGGCGGUUCUUCAAAAUGGAAGUGCCGGCGGAUAUCUGGCUUGGCUGUAAACAGAUUCUGGUAGAAAUGGGGGAGAUGAUGAGGAAUUUCGAUAGGAUGAGUAUGAGGAGAGUGGAGGAUUCAUUCUCUGCUGCGCCUGAGAUACCGGACAUGACUUUUGGAUUAGAUGUUCCUCUGAAGGAAUUGAAGAUGCUGCUGUUUAGAGAUGAUGUGAGGGUUCUUGGGUUGUGUGCUCCUGGAGGUUGUGGGAAGACCACGUUGGCUUCCGUGCUUUGCCGAGACAGAGAUGUGUCAAGCAGGUUCAAGAAGAUAUACUUUCUUACAGUUUCAAGUUCACCCGACUUUAAGGUGAUAGUACAGAAACUAUCAGAACAGAUGUUUCCAACACGUCCAGUACCCCAUUUUGUAAGUGAAGGAGAAGCAAUUCUGAAGCUGGGAAACUUGAUGACGCUGAUGGAAACAGAGCCAACACUGUUGGUUCUUGAUGAUGUUUGGGAGGACUCAGUUGUUCGGAAAUUUUUCAUUGGAAAAGUAAACUAUAAGAUUCUAGUCACUUCAAGAACUCAAUGUCAGGCCUUUGAUUAUAAAUAUUCUUUGAAAAUGCUCAACGAUGCAGAUGCCAUGGCUCUCUUCUGUCACUCGGUAUUUCCUCAAAAUGAGAAACUAAACUAUGAGGAGCCUGACAGGGAGCUUCUAAUUAAGAUAGUGAGAGGUUGCAAGGGACUCCCACUGGCUCUUAAGGUGAUUGGCCAUUCAUUGCAUCAGCAACCUGCCAAAGUGUGGCAACAAAAAGAGAGGAUGAUGUCAAGUUGCUCCAUUUUUAAGUCCCACAGUGAUUUGCUGAGUUGUCUUGCUACCAGCUUAGAUUUCUUGACUGAGGAGGUGCAAGAGUGCUUUAUGGACUUGGGUUCCUUUCCUGAAGAUGAAAGAAUCCCCGCUUCAUCUCUUAUAGAUAUUUGGGUUGAACUUUAUGGAAUAGAUGAAGUGGAUGCUUACAUCAACCUUCUUGAACUUUCCACUCUAAAUCUUGUUAGUCUGAUUGAAUUUACCAGCGGCGAUGCAGGACAGAUUGAUGGUAACUUGAAUGGACUAUUUGUUACCCAGCAUGAUCUGCUCCGAGACUUGGCUAUCUACCAAAGCCAGCAGAAGAGUACAAGAUUAAUCAUGAAAAGAAGAGAAGAGAGCCUUCCCUGGAGAUGGAGCAAAGAAGAACACCAGUUUCAGAAUGCUCGCCUUGUCUCUAUCCAAACAGGUGAAAUGUCUUCCUCUAACUGGUACAAUAUGCAUUUUCCUGAAGCUGAGGUGUUAAUUCUGGAUUUCUCUGCGACAAAGUACACUUUACCCCCAUUUGUUGAGAAAAUGGAGAAGCUGAAGGUUCUAAUCAUCAUAAACCGUGGCCGCCACUGUACCCAGCUGAAUUAUUUGACUAAACCUGGUUGCUUGUCCACUUUACGGAGAGUUAGGUUACAAAAGGUUGUGGUCCCUUCCCUAAAUGAAAUUGGAAUGCCAUUGAAAGACUUGCAGAAGAUAUCAUUGUUCAUGUGUGAGGUUGGCCAAGCCUUGAGGAGCUACGACCUCAAUUUCCCAUACAUGUUGCCAAAUCUUGUGGAGGUCAACAUUGACUAUUGCAAUGAUCUUGUGAAAUUGCCCCAAGGGAUCUGCGAUCUCGUCCACCUACAGAAGCUCAGCAUAACCAACUGUCAUGAUUUAUUAGCAAUGCCUGAGGGAAUUGGAUCUAUAAGAGAUUUAGAGGUGUUAAGGCUCCAUGCUUGUACAGGAUUGGCAGAGUUACCAAACACAAUACAAAAACUCCAGAAGCUAAGGUUUCUUGAUAUAUCAGAGUGUUUGAGCAUGGAGAGGCUGCCUGAAGGGAUGGGUGAGUUGCAUGGUUUGGAAAAGCUGGACAUGAGACAGUGCUUGGGACUGAGGGAAUUGCCUACUUCUAUCAUGAAACUUGUGGAUUUAAAGGAUGUGAUCUGUGAUGAUGAGACUGCUCAUCUUUGGCAACCUUUCCAAUGCCAUUUACAUAAACUUAAAAGUGAGAAGCCUAAAGACAUCAACCUGUUCUGGCUUGGGGUUGAUCUCAAUAGCCCCAGCUGCCUACACCCUUGAUGUUCUCUCUCUUUAAAUUUGGAAAGGUAGGGGGGGAUUUCUCUUCUGCACUUCAUCUUGG